AUGGAACUAUGGCGAGUGUCCACCGGCUUAACCAUGGUGGGCAAACUUGGCGUCAGUGUCUCGUACGCAGUUUUUCCAGUUUACUCAUCAGAAGUCUUCCCAACAGUUGUCAGAAACAUGGGGAUCGGGCUGGCCUCUAUGAUUGGCCGAGCAGGCGGGAUCCUCGCCCCCUUCGUGGCUCUGUUGGGGGAGUACUGGGCCCCCCUCCCCCUCCUCACCUUCGGCAUCCUCAUCUUCCUGGACGGAGUGGCCAUCUUGGCUCUGCCCGAGACACUGGGCGUCCCGUUACCGAACACACUGGAGGACGCUGAGAACUUGAAACGUGUGAGAGACAAGAAUUCAGAGAACACAGAGAGGAUCCUGUCAGAUGAACUCCAGAAGACUGAGAUUACACAGAUCUAUGAUAGGAUCACGGUUUUGUGAUCCAGGAUUCUGCUUUAAGAACUGUAAGGACAAAGACUCGGUCAACACUGUGUCUGCAUGGUGAAAAAAAUCAUGGUUCACCACAAUAUCUC
Molecule: messenger RNA, 515 nt
Organism: Branchiostoma belcheri (Belcher's lancelet)
Lineage: Eukaryota; Metazoa; Chordata; Leptocardii; Amphioxiformes; Branchiostomatidae
Product: organic cation transporter protein-like
Exons: 4
Coding region: 1-423 (140 amino acids)
Source: RefSeq, a predicted model, not a curated record